Messenger RNA from Polyodon spathula (Mississippi paddlefish), 437 nucleotides. Its product is annotated as rho guanine nucleotide exchange factor 2-like. The transcript is spliced from 2 exons. Lineage: Eukaryota; Metazoa; Chordata; Actinopteri; Acipenseriformes; Polyodontidae. Gene Ontology annotation, biological process: cell morphogenesis; actin filament organization; positive regulation of neuron differentiation. Gene Ontology annotation, cellular component: cytoskeleton; ruffle membrane. The record is from RefSeq and is a predicted model, not a curated record. Bases 138 to 413 code for a protein of 91 amino acids. Gene Ontology annotation, molecular function: microtubule binding.
CAGUGUUGGAUUGAUGCAGUGUUGGAUUGUUUGAACAGGUUGAAUCAUGACCUCUUUUAACUGAAUAAAAGUGAAGACGCUUUACCCCGAGGGUGUGUAGGUGGGAGCGCUGUGUACUAGUGAAGUGACCAGAUGAAAUGUUUACUGUGGAAAGCUGUUUCACCUCGAAGGGAAUGGCCGGCGCUGCAGAAACGUGGCUGCUGGCUUAUUCUGUGUGGAUGGAGUCUUGCGGAAGCCCACUUAAUAAAGAGAAGGAGCGCAUGAAGGAGAGGGAGAAGGAGGCGAGGGAGAGGGAGGCACGCUACACCAACGGACACCUCUUCACCUCGAUCACGGUGUCUGGAACCACGCUGUGCUCCGCAUGCAACAAGAGCAUCACUGCCAAGGAGGCGCUGAGCUGCCCUAGUGAGUGACACCCAGCGCGUGUGUGUUUCAGU